Corythoichthys intestinalis (scribbled pipefish) is the source of this 1254-nucleotide messenger RNA. Its product is annotated as tigger transposable element-derived protein 1-like. Gene Ontology annotation, molecular function: DNA binding. The record is from RefSeq and is a predicted model, not a curated record. Bases 216 to 899 code for a protein of 227 amino acids. NCBI's taxonomy places the organism in Eukaryota, Metazoa, Chordata, Actinopteri, Syngnathiformes, Syngnathidae. The transcript is spliced from 3 exons. Gene Ontology annotation, cellular component: nucleus.
GGAUUUUGGUGUAAUUUUACAAAUACAGUGGUACCUCUACAUACGAUCACUUCGACACACGAUCUUUUCGACAUCCGACGUAAAAUUUGAGCCGCCAUUUGUUUCUACAUCCGACGAGUUGCUCGAAAUACGACGAUUUACGGCAGCGUCGUGAUUGAAUUGGUUUCGCUGAAUACCGCAGCACGGCGGGUUUUCUUUAAAAAAAAAAAAUCAACAUGGGUCCCAAGGUCGUUGGUAAAAGUGAGGGGAAAAGGAAAAAGGAGAUGCUUACAAUUGAAAUUAAGAAAGAGAUGAUUGAAAAAUAUGAGCAGGGUGCACGCGUUAGCGAGUUGGCUCGACAAUAUGGCCGGAAUAUGUCAACAAUUUCGACGGUCAUCAAGCAGGCGGAAGCUAUAAAGAAGGUAAACGCCUCCAAAGGGACUACUAUCCUGUCGAAACGUCGUGGCGUUAUUUUGGAGGAGAUGGAACGCCUUUUACUCAUUUGGAUUAAGGAUAAAGAGAUCGCUGGUGAUUCAGUCACUGAAGCAAUAAUCUGUCAGAAAGCGUGCGCUGUUUAUAAUGACUUAAAGACCGCACCUGAAGGGAACGCGGAAGUGGAGAGCCAUCUCGCCGCCGAGGAAGAAUUCAAGGCUUCUCACGGUUGGUUCGAAAAGUUCAAGAAACGGACCGGUAUUCAUUCUGUUGUUCGUCACGGGGAGGCUGCAAGUUGUGACGCCGAGACUGGCAAGGAAUUUGUUCAGCAUUUUGAAAACAUCGUGGAGGAAGGAGGCUACGUGGAGCUGUCUCGGCCGCCUCCGUUCGCCAUGCACCCUAAGUUAAGAACGUGGCUCGCCGCAUCCUCCCUCGGCUCGCCGUAUUCCCUCCUCCUGCAACACCCGCUGUCUCGUUCACCACUCUAAAUCAAGCACGGGCUCGCCGUGUCCUCCUGCAACAUGCGCUGUCUGCUUCGUCUCCAUUCACCGCUUUUACGUUAAGGUGACAAUAAAAAUGCUUUUUUCAAACCACUGAUUGUUGUUAUUAUUAUUAUUAUUACGACUUUUAUUCAUAAUUUAUUUGUUUUGCUUUGUUUAAUUGCUAUUUGUAAUAGUACCAGCAGUAUUUAUAAUGGAUUAGGUUGGGUUUUUGGGCUGUGGAACGAAUUAAUUGAAUUACAAUGUAUUCCUAUGGGAAAAGCCUGCUCGACAUACGACCAUUUCGACUUACAAUCAAGGUCCUGGAACGGAUUAACUUCGUAUGUAGAGGUACCACUGUAUA